Messenger RNA from Ostreococcus lucimarinus CCE9901, 894 nucleotides. RefSeq lists its product with no specific name. The record is from RefSeq and is a predicted model, not a curated record. Bases 1 to 894 code for a protein of 297 amino acids. Gene Ontology annotation, cellular component: proteasome core complex. The transcript is spliced from 3 exons. Gene Ontology annotation, molecular function: threonine-type endopeptidase activity. Lineage: Eukaryota; Viridiplantae; Chlorophyta; Mamiellophyceae; Mamiellales; Bathycoccaceae.
AUGAACGGGCCGACUUUAGAUUUCAGCUUCCUCGACGCCACCGCGCGCGGCUCGAUGGCGUCGAAACACGUCGACGAAAGCCUCGACGCGAUCGAUGGAAACAUGCACGAGUGUAACUUUAAAGCCCCUGCGGUGGAAGACUUUGAAGGAUUCCAGCGAGAGGUGAUCAAUUACGUCAAACCGAACCACGGGACGACGACGCUGGCGUUUAUUUUUGAGCACGGUAUCGUCGUCGCGGUGGACUCUCGCGCGUCGCAAGGACCGUACAUUUCUUCGCAGACGGUGAAAAAGGUGAUCGAGAUUAAUCCGUUCUUGCUCGGGACCAUGGCCGGGGGGGCGGCAGAUUGUCAGUUUUGGCAGCGAAACCUCGGGAUUCAGUGCCGGUUGCACGAGUUGGAAAAUGGGAAGCGAAUCACGGUGCGCGCGGCGAGCAAGCUGUUGGCGAACACGCUGUACAGUUACAAGGGCAAGGGAUUGUCCAUGGGGACGAUGGUGGCUGGGUGGGAUUUGAACGGGCCUGGGCUGUAUUACGUCGAUAGCGAGGGCACACGGUUGAAGGGGCAGCGGUUUAGCGUCGGUUCGGGGUCGUUGUUUGCAUACGGGGUGUUGGAUCAAGGAUACAAGUGGGACUUGACGGUUGAGGAAGCGUGCGAACUCGGACGACGCGCGAUUUAUCACGCCACGUUUCGCGACGCAUUUUCUGGUGGUACUGUCAGUGUGUACCACGUCGGUGCGAAUGGGUGGACUAAGGUGACCGGGGACGAUGUCGGCGAGUUACACUUCUCGUAUUACCCGGCGACGCCGGUCGACGACGUCGAUGCGCACUGCGGCGGAGAAGGCAAGAAGGAAGCCGAGGCGAGAGCGGCUACGGAAGCGAGCGCGAUGGAGACGUGA